Molecule: messenger RNA, 928 nt
Organism: Magnolia sinica
Lineage: Eukaryota; Viridiplantae; Streptophyta; Magnoliopsida; Magnoliales; Magnoliaceae
Product: sec14 cytosolic factor
Exons: 6
Coding region: 91-840 (249 amino acids)
Source: RefSeq, a predicted model, not a curated record
CCCUCUCCCCAAUCUUCUGGCCUUGUUCUCCACACAUAUACUUUCCAAAGCCUCUCUCUCUCUCUCUCUCUCUCUCUCUCUCUCUCUCAAAUGGACCAAAAUCUGCAGGAAAACCAGGAGAUUGCACUGACCAAGAUUAGAAGAUCAAUAGACGAUCUGGGCUCUUCAUCAAAGAAAUAUGGAGAUGCGACACUACUGAGGUUCCUGGUGGCCAGAUCAAUGGACCCCACCAAGGCUGCAAAGAUGUUUGUGCAGUGGGAGAAAUGGAGGGCUGAAUUUGUUCCCUCAGGAUUUGUCUCUGAAGAGGAGAUCUUAGACGAAUUAGAAGCUCGGAAGAUUUAUUUACAAGGCCUUACUAAGGUGGGCCACCCCCUUUUGAUCGUCAAAGCAAGCAAGCACUUCCCAUCCAAAGAUCAACCUCAAUUCAAGAAAUUCGUGGUUCAUUUGUUGGACAAGACCAUUGCCAGUGGUGUUAGGGGAAGGGAAGUGGGAAAUGAGAAGCUGGUUGGAUUGCUUGAUUUGCAGGGUAUUACAUAUAAGAACAUCGACGCUCGUGGUUUAAUCACAGGUUUCCAAUUUUUGCAGGCUUAUUAUCCGGAGCGACUAGCAAAGGUCUAUCUUUUAAAUAUGCCCUGGAUUUUCGUGAGUGUUUGGAGUGUGGUUUGUCGAUUUCUUGAGAAGGCAACCCUUGAGAAGGUUGUAAUUGUAAGCAGUGAGGAGGACCGACAGGCUUUUAUUAACGAAAUUGGAGAGGAAGCUUUGCCUGAGGAGUAUGGUGGGCGGGCCAAGCUUGUGGCCGUCCAAGAUGUGAAGCUCAAUCCCCAACCGUUGGAUGAUUAGAUAUUCCUAAUACAUUUAUUUCCAUCUAUAGCCGUCCAUCAAAUCAAAUAAACUAUACCAAAAUUAAGAGAAGCACACGUGAUUUGUA